AUUUUUUAAUUGUGUUCUCCUCGCCAGGUGGAAGAUGGGAGUGUUCCCCUCAUGUUUUAGGUGAAGCCUGCUUGCCAUGAAGUCCCGAGGGAGAUAGAGGGACUGCAGUGGGAAUCCCUUCUCACUCCUCCACAAAUCCAACAACUGCCUAAUGGGAUUGCCUCUCUGCCUGGCGUCAUGGGGAGCUGCUGCAGCUGUCUCUGCACAGACAGCAUCCCAGACAACCAUCCCACCAAAUUCAAGGUGACCAACGUGGACGAUGAGGGGCACGAGCUGGGCUCGGGGGUGAUGGAGCUGACGCAGAGGGAGCUCAUCCUGCACACGCACAAGCGCGACGCCGUCAGGUGGCCCUACCUGUGCCUGCGCCGCUACGGCUUCGACUCCAACCUCUUCUCCUUCGAGAGCGGCCGCCGCUGCCACACCGGCCAGGGGAUUUUUGCCUUCAAGUGCUCCCGAGCAGAGGAGAUCUUCAACCUGCUGCAGGACCUGAUGCAAUGCAACAGCAUCAACGUGGUGGAGGAGCCGGUGGUGAUCACCAGGAACAGCCAGCCCUCGGAUCGGGAGCGAGCCCGCAGCCCCCAGCGCCCCACCAGUCUGGGCUACACUGGACUUCCCAAUGGAUUCCACAGCUUCCCUGGAGAAUCCCUGUCCUUCUCUGCAGCCCGGCACCCCUCAGUGAGCAGCCUGAGGCAUUCCUCUGUGGGGGAAGACUCUACCCACCCCCUCCUGGGGCCUGAGGAGCAGUCCCACACCUACGUCAACACGGCCACCGGGGAGCCGAGGGGCCGGCACUGUAUGCACUCCUUGCCUGAAGCCCACCCUCCUUUCCCCCCUAGGAACCACAGCUGCUCCCUGGAAGACCGCAACCCUCAGGUCUUCCUGCAGCCAGGGGAGGUGAAAUUCGUGCUGGCUCCCAGCUCCGGCUACCGCCGGCUGUGCCGGCACCCCCGGGAAUGCCGGCCGCACCUCUGUCCCCCCAACAACAACAACAACGAGUGUCAGGAGGGGUGUCCGUCCCCACAGUGCGUCUACGAGAACCUCAACGGGCUGGUGGCCCCCGGCACCUCGUCCCUGUGCCGGGCUGGCCGCUCCAAGGCGGCCCGGGAGGACGGGAGCCGCUGCCAGCGCCGCUCGGCCCUGCUGCACUACGAGAACCUGCCGGCGCUGCCGCCCGUGUGGGACCCCCGGGUGGCCCCCCCCGCCAGCCCCGGUGCCCGCCGCACCGACUCGUACGCCGUGAUCGACCUCAAAAAGACAGCGGCCAUGUCCAGCCUGCAGCGGGCCCUGCCCAGGGACGAUGGCACCUCGAGGAAAACGCGGCACAACAGCACUGACCUGCCCCUGUGAGGGGCCCGAGUGCCGGCCCUGGCUGCCCUGUCCCCCGCUGUGUCCUGCCCGCUGUGGCUCCUGCAGCUGCUGCUGUUGAGGCUCGUCUGUCUGUCUGUCCGUCCGUCCGUCCGUCCGUCCUCCCCUCUCUGUGUUGCUCGUUUUUCAAGCCUCGUGGGAUGUUUGGUGACUCUGAGGGUUGAGUUCCAGGCGGGAGGUGGCGCGGCCUGGGGUGGGGCAGGGCAGAGCUGGGCAGUGCCACGAGGGGAAAAAAACCAAACACUAAAGCUCCCAAAGCCGAGCUGUUUCAGGAGCUCGGUGCAAAUGGAGCCCGUUCCCCGUGGAUUUCACAUCUCCAGGAGAGCUCUGCAGUGAGGCCACUCCAGAGCUGGCAUUUGCCUUGUGGUUCCAGUGGUGCCUGGAGAUGAGGGAGCUCACGCCGUGGCCUUUCCCCCCUCAGCUCACUGUUUGUUCCUGAAGCUUUUUAUCCUUCUGUCCCUGUCUCAGAUUCAAUUUCAAUUGGGCAGCUGCAAUUAAACAAAGAGGACACAGAGCCAUGGGCACACACUGUGAUCACAGAAACCUGAUUGCCUAAAUCCUUAAAUUCCCUUCCCUGCUUUAGAAGAGGAGGGAAAGGCCACAGCCAUGAGGGAGAUUGGAAAUUUGGCCUAGAGAACUUCACUUGUGCCAUAACCUGCUUUGUUUUUUUUACAAGGGGUCUUUGUGGCAGCUGCUGAGAAAUGCUGUGGGUUUAUUUAUUUGUUUACUUAUUUAUUUAUGAACUGCUCCUUUGCAUCCCCAUUCGUUGCCAAGUUGGUGCCAGUCUGCAGCGUGCUCUUGCUGGGGCUCGCUCCUGCCUGGGGGGACAGGUCCCAAAAUACCUUGGUGGCUUUGCUGAGCCACCAACUGGGGGAAAAACACUGGAAAGGAGCAGCUGGGAAUGAAGAAUUUCUGAACUCGGGGCUGACUGUCACAGGGUGGGUGGGAAAUGGAAUGGGAGACGUGGGAGUGGGAGCGGAGCCGCCAGGCAGCCGAGCUUGGAGUGGCAUCAAAGUCGUUGCCUACACCCACGAGGCCUGGCUGGGGUCGGGAGCAGCUUGUGCUCGGUGUCAGGAGAGAAUGUGCAGUUUGUUCCCUCAACUACAGACCUGGAAGGGCUCAAAUUCCGGGUAACUUUGUGGCCUUUUGCUGUGGAUUUUUGUCUUGAUGCCGGGGUUGCGCUGAGCUGCCCCGGGAUGUCCCCUCGCCUCUCCCCAUGGGAUUUCCCUGGAUUUCUCUGUGCCUGUUCUGAUGGAGAGCAGUGCUCUGGGAUGCUCUGGGAUGCUCUGGUAUGCUCUGGGAUGCUCUGUGAUGCUCUGGAGCUGGAUCCCCGCUGGCUGUGUCCGUGUUCCUCCUGGGACAGGAGCUGGAUCCAGUGCCCAGCCAGAGACGCUGCCAAGCCUCGUGUCCCCCUUGUCCUUGGAUGUUUCCCGCUGUUGACAUCUGUGGAAGAGGAAAGAGCCCCAUCCCCCAGCUCCAAGGGCCUAGAGCUUGAGUUCCAGGUUUUGGAAGUUCAGCCUUUUUUUGGUUUUUGGUGCUGUCAUGUCCUGUUGAGCCGUGACCCUGUCGGGAGCAAGGCCACGUGUCCCAAGUUCGAGUGGUGCCAUGUUUGUGUCGCAGAACGUGGAGUUCUUGGCUUGCUGUUGCACUAUAAAUUCCAAGUGUGCCACACGCUUCAAUCCA
Molecule: messenger RNA, 3048 nt
Organism: Cyanistes caeruleus (blue tit)
Lineage: Eukaryota; Metazoa; Chordata; Aves; Passeriformes; Paridae
Source: RefSeq, a predicted model, not a curated record